Messenger RNA from Thalassophryne amazonica, 906 nucleotides. Its product is annotated as pro-opiomelanocortin B-like. Gene Ontology annotation, cellular component: extracellular region. The transcript has 3 exons. Gene Ontology annotation, molecular function: neuropeptide hormone activity. Lineage: Eukaryota; Metazoa; Chordata; Actinopteri; Batrachoidiformes; Batrachoididae. The record is from RefSeq and is a predicted model, not a curated record. The coding region runs from base 251 to 895 and encodes 214 amino acids. Gene Ontology annotation, biological process: neuropeptide signaling pathway.
AGCCGCUCCUCCUCCCCGUCCAGAAGAGGAGGAGAUCCUUCACCUCCAUCCCUCCCAUGAGGCCAUGAGACUGAGAGUACUUCAUGCGUCUAUAAAAAGAGCUUUCUUCAGCUGGCGAGCAGCAGCAGCACCUCUCCAGCCGAGUAUUUCACUGCAAAAGCAGGAGAGCGAAGAAUCGCAUUCGCCGCUCCAAACACAGUAAACGGAAGAAAAGAAGCAGAGAAGAAAAGAAAGCCUCUAGACAAAAAGUAUGAAGAUGGUUUGCACAUCCUGGUUGUUUGUGAUUGUGAUGGUCCAUCUGUGCAUCCCUGGAUUUGGAUCAGUACGCCAGGACAGCGCCAACUGCAGGGACCUGAGUGACAAGAAAAAACUACUGGACUGCAUUCAUCAGUGCCUGUCUGCAAUCCAGACCGAACUGCCAGAGGUCAACGGCAAUGACCUCUUACCCAGCAUGCUGCUGGCCGGCCUGACCUCUGAAGAUGAGACAGAAUCGAACCUGAAUGUGCGCAGCGACGUCAGGCGCUCCCGCUCCAUGCAGCAUUUUCGCUGGGCCAAACCCACCGCUGAGAAACACCUGCCCACCGCUGUGGAGGAAAGCGCUCCUUACGAGGCCGCGUUCCCCCAUCAGGCGCGGCGGCACCUGAGCGGCGUGGAGGACCUCGGCCUUCAAAGCCACAGACCGCUGAAGGUCAUGGUCAGCCCCAAAACGCACAUCCUUCCGAGCCCUCCGGAGAGAAAAGACGCCACCUAUCGGAUGAGUCACUUCAGAUGGGGAAGCCCACCGGCAUCUAAACGAAGCGAGGGAAGCUUCAUAAAGCUGUGGGAGGAUGAGGACCCGCUGGUCAAGAUCUUCAGGAACAUUAUGGAGCAGGACGACAGCAGGAGGCGGGCUUAACACUCACAAAA